Rangifer tarandus platyrhynchus (Svalbard reindeer) is the source of this 375-nucleotide messenger RNA. The record is from the annotation of a GenBank genome assembly. Lineage: Eukaryota; Metazoa; Chordata; Mammalia; Artiodactyla; Cervidae.
AUGUCGUACGUCCCGGGCCAGCCCGUCACCGCCGUGGUGCAAAGAGUUGAAAUUCACAAGCUGCGUCAAGGUGAGAACUUAAUUCUGGGCUUCAGCAUUGGAGGUGGAAUUGACCAGGAUCCCUCCCAGAACCCUUUCUCAGAAGAUAAGACGGACAAGGGCAUUUACGUCACACGGGUAUCCGAAGGAGGCCCUGCGGAAAUUGCUGGGCUGCAGAUCGGGGACAAGAUCAUGCAGGUGAACGGCUGGGACAUGACCAUGGUCACACACGACCAGGCCCGGAAGCGGCUCACCAAGCGCUCGGAGGAGGUGGUGCGUCUGCUGGUGACGCGGCAGUCGCUGCAGAAGGCCGUGCAGCAGUCCAUGCUCUCCUAG